GACCGUUGUUUACCAUGGCGACGGGGACGCCACCGUUUGCUGUUCGGAGACUAAAAGUGCUUUUGCCAUUAUUUCUAAUAAUUUGCAUAGAUAUUAUUUCCUGUCAGCAGUUUAUCAUACCCUAUACGGCUCCUGCAGAUUGUAGUGAAGAAUUUUUCGAUAUCUCGAGUAUUUCAUGUGUGAGGUGCGGUCCAAAUCAACUACGGAGCACAACAGGACUGAGAUGCAUUUGUAAAACCGGCUACCAAACCAUCACCACUGAUAAGGCGUCCAUAAUUUGUCAGCAAUGUUCAACAGACAAACCAGCAGUAACUACUGAUGGGUUUGGGUGUAUUCGCUGUCCAGGCAGUCUCAGUGAUGAUGGAAAGUGCCAGUGCCCAAAAGAUAGUGUCCUGGUGGAGAGAGAUGUCAGUGGAAACCUUUUGGAUGAGGCAAGAUGUGAAACGUGUAAUGGAAACUCCCCUGCUCUGUCUGUCCCAAACAACAGUGGAGAUAGGUGUGAGCGAUGCCAGGCCUCUUUCACUAACACCUCGUGUUUGUGUAAACCUCCUAAUGUCUUGGUAGGAGGGUUAUGUUUCCCUCCAGGCAGCCUCUCCACCAAUGUGAAUCCCAGUGUUAACUUUGCUCAGUUGAAGUUCAGCGUGCAGUCUGCCUGGUUUGUCCAGAACCUGUACUCCGCAUCGGCAGCAUGCCUUGUUUUCUCAAACCUAACCGCAUGUCAGGCACUUGGGAACAUGUGUGUGAUGAACAUGCACUCCUUCACUGGCGUGUCCACUGAUGCCUGCGGCCUCUUUAACACUAUCUACAGAUCCAGGGCUGCUCUGAGCUCAACUCAAGACAUUUCAUAUUGGAGAGUUAAUCUGCCGUGGCUCUACUAUGGGGAAGAACCAGGACUGGCUGGUAGAGUGCUUCAAACUGAUCCCGUUCCCGUUGGAUUCAGUUUCAGAGGCAGAAACAAAGUACCGAACACUGACAUUAAGCUGAUUGCUGCUGUCUAUAAUGUCAGAGGAGAGUUCCUUAGAUGGGAGCCUGUAGGAGGACAAAAUAUCCAGCUUUGUCCAGACACAAAAACCAAACAGGUGGCAGCCUUCAGCUUUGGAACCGCCUACCAACAAAGUUGUGAUCUGUCAGUAAAAGAGCUGUUGGAUACGUAUCCAGAGCCGUUGUUCUACGAUGUGUUUAUGGAGCUUGGUGGAGGAGAGAAUAAAAAACUUCUGCCCUUGCCUACACUCGUCAAUAACCAGCAAUACAAUGGACGUUUCAUCAACCAAGAGAGCAUGAAGAACUGGUACCUGUCCCGACGAAUAUUUCUUGUCGAUGGACUGAGCGGGAGAGAGAAGAGCUUAAGUGCCCAGCCUAAAGUCAUCCGUGUAACCAGCAGUGUUAAAAUAAGGUUCCAGCUGGUCCCACGAACACUUGAGGGACAGGUUUAUCCUCCUCUAAUAAUCAUGACCUACAGAGACGUUCCCAUCACAGAUAUCGAUACUCAAACUGUGUCUAUAACAUUUGCUGUGGAGUAUGAGAUGGAUCAGAAUGAGGCCCGCAUGAAGACAAAUACGGCUCUGGGUGUGAUGGGUGGCGUGGCUGUGCUCUAUUCUCUACUGAAGACGGUCAGCUGGAAGAGAAGGAUUGCGUCUCCGCUCAUUGAUGUGGAGACGGUGAUGAAGUUUUUGUUGUUUUAUGCCGGAGAUCUGGCCAAUGUUUUCUUUACCGUCACCGUUGGAACUGGACUUUACUGGCUUAUCUUUUACAAGGCCCAGCAGUCUGUAUCAGUGCUGUUACCACUGCCUGCUCAGGAGGAGCAGUUUGUGACCUACAUCGGCUGCGCCUUCGCCCUCAAGGCUCUCCAGCUUCUCCACAAGCUGAUCCUUCAGGUGUCAGUCGAUGUUUUCCUGAUGGACUGGGAGAGGCCAAGAAGCAAAGCUGGCAGGACUGUGCAAGCGGCUGGUGAGUCCAAACGUGAGCCCUCUCCGGUCAGCAUCUGGAGGACCUAUUUUGUGGCCAAUGAAUGGAACGAGAUCCAGACCAUCCGCAAGAUCAGCCCAACUUUUCAAAUAAUAGCUGUGCUCUUCUUUCUUGAGGUGCUGGGUUUCUCCAACCUAGCCCUGAGAGACCCCUGGCCGACCUUAGAGCGCUCCCCAGAGGCGUAUACCCCCGCCUACAGCCUGAUUCUCCGCUACGGCGUGGCAGCAACUUUGUGGCUCUGCAUUGGACUUCUGCAGGUGAUUUUCUUCACCGUGUUUUAUGAGCACUUUGUGGAGGACAAAGUACGUCAGUUUGUAGAUCUCUGCUCCAUCAGUAAUAUAUCUGUGCUGCUGUUGUCUCACCGUUGUUUUGGCUACUACAUCCAUGGGCGCUCAGUACAUGGACAUGCAGAUACAAACAUGGAGGAAAUGAACAACAAUCUGAGGAGAGAACAUGAGUCUCUGUGUAGUCAAAGAGGUCUACUUCCCAACUCAGAGCUGCAGACCUUUCAGGUGUCUAUCACAAACCGUUUGCGGGUUCAAUACGACAGGAUACGGGAGCCUUUCAGCAGGGGUAACAUGUUUCCUGGACUUCAUAGGAAUGGUCCAUCACGGUUGAUGGACGCAGGCUCUUGUAAUGGGUUGGAGCAGCAAGCCAAAGCCUACAACACCAUGAACUACUUCCUGGGAUCCAUUAUAGACCAUGUGAGUGCAGAUGCACAUCAGCAAAAAAAACUCCCACAAGCACACUGAUGCCUGGUGAAGUUUGAAUUCAUAGAGAGAGAGAGAGAGAGUUGAUUUCAUUAUGAGGCCCACUCCUUCAGUGAUGUGCUGUAUUAUGGAAAUGAGGCUACACUGCUGAUCUUUGACACUUUGUUUUUCUGUGUCGUCGACCUGGGAUCCCAGAGCUUUGUGCUUGCAGCUGUUCUUACAUAUUUACAGCAAAUGAUACUCCGCCUGCUCCGUAACACUCUCGGAAGGAAGAACCUUGUCAACAAGACUAUGGUGGAUGAGCGGUUUCUGAUAUGAAAUGACCUGUUAAUACGUAGUGUCAGUGUUGUUUAGUGGCAUUUCUCUCAAAAGUGUUUACUGUUCACAGACUGCGCAGCUUUCUUUUUUACUUUUCUAUAAAUAUUCAGCAUUUUCACUUCCGUUUCAUGAUGUAAAUAUGAUCAUUUUAACAAUAUUUUUUAAAUGUUUUUUUAAUAAUUAAAGUAUUUUGAUAUAUG
Messenger RNA from Labrus bergylta (ballan wrasse), 3193 nucleotides. Lineage: Eukaryota; Metazoa; Chordata; Actinopteri; Labriformes; Labridae. The record is from RefSeq and is a predicted model, not a curated record.